Somion occarium is the source of this 2353-nucleotide messenger RNA. The record is from the annotation of a GenBank genome assembly. Lineage: Eukaryota; Fungi; Basidiomycota; Agaricomycetes; Polyporales; Cerrenaceae.
AACACAUCCGACUGGAAUUGAAUGUCGAUUCAACUCGUAUCCGUUUCAGGCCAAAAGUGAUCGGGACUGAUGGACUUAACUCGGCCGAGUACAUGUUAUAGGAGCUCCGGAACCCGUGGUCGACCAUCUUGUCUUUCUUGCCCUGCAAUCUGGGCAAGUCGGAGCACCUCGGGGAACGCAGCUGAAGAAUAUCAUCUAUCUCUUGGAUACCAGAACACACUCUAGAGCAUACCACACUGUAAAGUACUCGUCCUUCAACUUUUACCCCGCAAUAAUGAGAACUUUGAGGGUGCCUAUACCGCCCUCUCGGAACCUCUUAUCUCCUUACACUCAUCAACGGGCCUCGUUACGAUUCUUGGCUCUGCGACAACGCCAAUGGAGGAGAACCGUUCACACCGAUCGCAAACGACUCAAUUCUUCUCUGGCUUUGGAACAUUCCCCUGGGAGUGCUGAGCCUCGAUCGGAUGCGUCAUUACUGGUAGACAAACAUACCAAUGGUAAUCCGCGAGUCCCGUUAGCGCCAUCGAGCACACCCCUCGAACAGUAUUUCAAGCUGGUGGAGUCUGGAACAUUAAAGCCAGACGAUCACCAGACACGAAUAGUACAGAAGCUACAAAGACUUCAUGACGAGCUCGUAACUUAUAAACCUCCUGCGAUUCCCCCCUCAGCAUCCUCAUCAUCCCCAACACUAAUAUCACGGCUCUUCUCUCGCGGACCCACUCAUGCCAUCUCAGUACCGCCUGAACAAGUCCCUCAGGGUCUAUACCUUUACGGAGAUGUUGGUACAGGAAAGACAAUGCUUAUGGACCUAUUCUAUAAUACACUACCCUCACAUGUAAAACGGAAACGGAGAGUCCAUUUUCAUGCUUUCAUGAUAGAUGUACAUAAACGUUUGCAUGCCGCGAAACGGAUGCUGGGAGCCAGAGGAGGUGAUCCCAUAGGGCCUGUUGCUAGAGAUCUGGCGAGCGAGGCAUAUGUGCUAUGUUUUGACGAGUUUCAGGUGACAGAUAUUGCAGAUGCCAUGAUUCUCCGGCAACUGUUCGAGAAGCUGUUAAGCUACGGCGUUAUUUCCGUGAUCACUUCCAACCGGCAUCCAGACGAACUUUACAAGAACGGUAUUCAACGUACCAGCUUUAUACCCUGCAUAGAACUCCUGAAGUCACGGUUCGAAGUCACCGACCUUGACUCAGGAACAGAUUAUCGUCGGAUGCCUCGUACCCUCUCACACGUAUACUACGAUCCGCUAACACCCGAGAACAAAGCCGAAGUCGAGAAGAUCUUUUCCGCUUUUACUUCAGAUCCUUCGGACCCUCUUCUAUACAACAGGAAACUGGAGACUUGGGGAAGGACAAUACUUGUACCAGAGAGUACAAGUCAAGUGGCAAAAUUCCGGUUUCAUGAUCUGUGUGGAAAGCCAUUGAGCGCAGCGGAUUAUUUAGAGAUCACAAAGACGUUUGGGACGAUCUUCGUAUUAGACGUUCCGAAGAUGGGGUUGGGUGAGAAGGAUCUCGCCCGAAGAUUCAUCACCUUCAUUGAUGCAUGCUACGAGAGCAAGACGAAACUCUUCGUCACCUCUGAAGUCCCCAUCUACAAGAUAUUCUCUGACGACCCGCACGGGAAGGGCGAGGACGGGAUCUCAGACCACAUGCGUAGUGUUAUGGAUGACCUAGGCUUGUCAGGUGACGUCGUGGGCUCUAGUUCCAUGUUCACAGGCCAGGAGGAACUCUUUGCUUUCGCUCGAUGUUGUUCACGAUUAGUGGAGAUGGGAAGUAAGCAGUGGGCUGAGACUUCUGGUGUACGAUAGUGCCGCCCAUGUCCUUGCGUGCGUUGUGACGCUAGCUAUAGUGGCAUAGUGGGUUAAUCCACACUACUCCCGAAGCUGAGUUUUGGGUACAAAUAUCAUAGAUGAAGAUGAAAGAAGUAUUCAAAUGCUGUUGAUCCCACCCGGCUAGAGCAGAGGGUAUGAAUUUAACAGAACGUGGUGUUCAGCGAAUAGAUGCGUGGAGAAGGAAAUACGGUGAGCGCCGGGAAGCCUGAAGCUAAGUACAGAGGUUCAUUUCGUCUCUGUCAUCCGAACAAUGGGGUGUAAGAUGUCGAUGAGGUUUGGGUUGAAGGGAAACUUUGCGAAAUGCAAACUCGAAGGGGGAAGGAGAGUAUUCAAUCGUAACGGCAGGUGCGCCGUGUUCAGUCAGAAGUGCCGGCUCAUCCAGAGACCUUGCAUCGUCUCCGGUGGUCGAUCCAAUCGCUGCAUAGAUAUAGCGUAAUUAUUUGCAAAAUCGUGGAAGGAAUUCAGUAUACUGGCGCACCUCUUUUGGCACAAUUUGCAACAAUAUAAUACCCUCCAACAGCCCUU